GGAGGCCUCACAGUAGAAGGUUCGCUUACCGUGCCAGUGGUGGGGGGAUUGGAAGGCGAGGAAACACCCAGCAGGCCCAGGCGAGCUCCAGACAGGCAGCCAUGGGGAACGUCGUGGCUCGCGAGGACUUCGAGUGGGUCUAUACCGACCAGCCUCACGCCGAGCGGCGCAAGGAGAUCCUGAGUAAACAUCCAGAGAUAAAAGCCUUGAUGAAACCAAACUACAACUUGGUCUGGAUAGUAGUGCUGAUGAUUUUUGUACAGCUAGUUACCUUUUAUCUAGUUAAAGACUUGGAUUGGAAAUGGGUUCUUUUUUGGUCGUAUACAUUUCACAGUUGUAUCAGUCACUCUAUGACUCUAGCUAUUCAUGAAAUUUCUCACAAUAGUGCCUUUGGCAAUUGUAAACCUCUGUGGAAUCGGUGGUUUGGAAUGUUUGCAAAUCUCCCUCUUGGCUUCCCAUAUUCAGUGUCCUUCAAGCGAUACCACAUGGAUCAUCAUCGUUAUCUUGGUGGUGAUGGAAUUGAUGUGGACAUACCUACUAACUUUGAAGGGUGGUUUUUCUGUACCCGUUUUAGAAAGUUCAUUUGGAUUAUUCUUCAGCCAUUAUUUUAUGCCAUUCGACCUCUCUCUAUAAAUCCCAAACCAGUCUCCCGACUUGAAAUUAUCAACCUGUUUGUUCAGCUCCUUUUUGAUGUUACAAUAUAUCUUGUUUUCGGAGUAAAAUCGCUCUCGUACAUGCUUGUUGGAUCAGUGCUUGGCAUGGGUGUGCAUCCUAUUUCAGGACACUUCAUAGCUGAACAUUACAUGUUCUUAAAGGGAUAUGAAACAUAUUCCUACUAUGGACCACUUAAUAUGCUUACAUUCAAUGUUGGGUACCAUAAUGAACAUCAUGACUUUCCAAAUGUUCCUGGAAAGCACCUUCCAGUGCUAAAGAAAAUGGCCUCUGAAUACUAUGACAACCUGCCACAGUAUAAAUCCUGGAUAAAAGUACUUUAUGAUUUUGUGAUGGAUGAUACUAUCAGCCCCUACUCACGUGUGAAAAGACCCUUAAAGGGUCAAGUUAAUCAGGAAUGAACUUGCUUAAAAAAACUUCUACAAAUACCAAGAAUAUAGCCUCAUGGAAGUUGACACAAUGUAUCACUCAAUAAAGAUGUCUUUUUUGGUAUCUUGAUCUAUUUCUGAAAAAUACACUGGUACAUUCUAGAACAAAAGCACUAAACAAUUAAAAUAGAGCAUUCCUUACAGUUGUCCUGCCUCUACUGGUAUAGUUGAAAUAGCUUAAAAUAUCAGUGUUGUGUGCAUAAUGUUAGUAUUAAUGUUACAUAAUGUGUUAGUAGCAGUUCUGUUUAUUUUUUUAAAACCUUUUAUCCCAUAAGAAGCAUAUGUACUUGUUGACCUUUAUUUACUACUUGUGGGGACCCUUUAAAUAGGUCAUGAAACUGGAUGUUUUGCUAACAGAGCUGCAAUUUAAGCUGCAAAUGUUUUAAAUAGUUAAACAGAAUGCCUUGCUGCAAUUUCUCAGUUUGGUUAAUUCAAGUUCUGAUGUAAUGGAAAAUUGUUACUAAUUAUUGCUGUUGCAGUAAAAAAGGAGUAGUUCCUAUUGGAAGUAUUAUAGUAUUUCUGUAAUUGUAGAACAUAAACCUGUCAAGCUAUUUGGUAUAAAUCACUAGCUCCAAAUUCAAAUUCACAUCCAAAGCAACAGGACUAUCUUCAGGAAAAAAAUUCACCUUUUUCAGGGUGGUGUGGGGAUGUUCGUAAGUGCUAAAGAAAGAUCACUGUAUAGCUGCAUAAUGUGAGGCCAGCUUGCAAGCUGGUUGACCUGUUGAAGAAAUGUGUGGUAGCAUUCAGUUUCACUGUUCUAAUGCUUUAUGCUUUUUUUUGUGGCUGGGUAAGAGAGCUGAGUAAACAAAAUGGGCAUCAAAUUUAUCAACGUCAGCAGUGAGGAUGUCAAGUACCUACUUUCUGAAAAAAAGCACAUAAAUAAAGAUGUUUAUUUAAAAAUA
This is a messenger RNA of Eublepharis macularius, 2002 nucleotides long. RefSeq names its product delta 4-desaturase, sphingolipid 1 (gene DEGS1). Bases 102 to 1073 code for a protein of 323 amino acids. The record is from RefSeq and is a predicted model, not a curated record. Lineage: Eukaryota; Metazoa; Chordata; Lepidosauria; Squamata; Eublepharidae. Gene Ontology annotation, molecular function: sphingolipid delta-4 desaturase activity. The transcript has 3 exons. Gene Ontology annotation, biological process: ceramide biosynthetic process. Gene Ontology annotation, cellular component: membrane.